This is a messenger RNA of Phaedon cochleariae (mustard beetle), 3547 nucleotides long. The record is from the annotation of a GenBank genome assembly. NCBI's taxonomy places the organism in Eukaryota, Metazoa, Arthropoda, Insecta, Coleoptera, Chrysomelidae.
GAAGAAGGAAUUUCUGACACUCCCGAAUAUGGUUAGGUUCAAAAUUUAAAUGUUCUUGACAUCUAGAUUCUUUAUUAAUCAUAUAAGUAGUAGGUAGUUUCCUGAUUUAGAGAACUCCAAUAGGGUAAGGAUCUCAUAAUUGGAGAACACUUCAUAUUUGCAGCAUCACAAUGACUAUUUACAGGAUAUGCAUGGUAUCAGACUUCUUUUUUCCCAAUAUGGGUGGAGUUGAAGAACAUAUCUACAAUUUGUCACAAUGCCUGCUACUACAUGGUCACAAAGUUGUUGUUCUCACACAUAGUUAUGGGGACCGAGUUGGAGUUAGAUAUAUGACAAAUGGACUGAAAGUCUACUAUCUCCCUAUUAAAGUAUUUUAUAGCCAAUGUGUACUGCCGACUAUGAUAUGUAACAUACCUUUGAUAAGGUAUAUACUCAUAAGGGAAAGAAUUGAUAUAAUUCAUGGACAUUCUGCAUUUUCUGCACUAGCUCAUGAAGCAAUGUUGAUUGGUAACCUUAUGGGACAAAAGACUGUCUUCACAGAUCAUAGUUUAUUUGGAUUUGCUGAUGCUAGUGCUGCAAUCACAAAUAAAUUCAUUCAAAUAACACUUUCUGAUUGCAAUCACUGCAUUUGUGUUUCACACACUGGAAAGGAGAAUACAGUAUUAAGAGCCAAGGUAGAUUCUAGAAGAGUCUCUGUGAUACCAAAUGCAGUAGAUACAUACUCUUUCACACCAGAUCCUAGUCAAAGAACAAAAAAUCAUAUUACAGUCGUUGUUGUAUCAAGGCUGGUCUACAGGAAAGGAGUGGAUCUAACUGCUCAAAUCAUAGCAGACUUAUGCCUAAAAUACAAGGAAAUAUAUUUCUUAAUAGCUGGUGAUGGACCCAAACGAUGGUUACUAGAAGAGGUUAGGGAGAGAAGUGGCCUUCAAGAUCGAGUGACUCUUUUGGGUAGUUUGGAACAUUCCCAAGUGAGAAAUGUGCUUGUCAAAGGUGAUAUUUUUCUAAACACUUCAUUAACUGAAGCAUAUUGUAUGGCUAUUGUGGAAGCAGCAUCGUGUGGUUUGAAAGUGGUUUCUACAAAAGUGGGAGGUAUUCCUGAGGUCUUACCAAAAAAAUUGAUAUAUCUGACAGAACCUAAUGUUCCUGCCUUGAUGAAAGGUUUGGAAAAUGCGAUACGUGACUUGAAAAAAGGGAAGGUUGUUUGCCCAUAUGAAUGUAAUAUUCUUGUAAGGAAAUGCUACAACUGGGAAAAUAUUUCUUUGCGGACUGAAAUUGUUUAUCAGAAAGUAGCACAAGAGAAUACCAAAGAGUUGGCUGAACAUUUGUACUGUUACCUUUCUUCUGGUGUGUGGCCUUUUCUCCUAGUGGUUUCUUUAACUUUCAUCAUAUUGAAGAUUUACGAGUAUUUGGUGCCUCGAAAAUACAUUGACAUUGCACCUGAUUACAACCAGAAGACUCCUAAUAAAAUAGAUUAGAGAGUCUUGUAGUCUGAUGAUUACCACUGAAGUGUUCUUUCUCUGUAUGUUGUGUCAGGUAUUUAUCAUUCUUUUCUAUACACUUGAUUUUCAUGAUGUAAUUGUUGAUGGUUGACUGAGGAAUACUAAAGGAGAUGUAAACGUUUUCAUGAGCAUUGUUUCAGGCAUCAGCAUACUGUUUUGACCAAUAACUGUAUGGCACAUCCAUUCAAUGAGAAAAUACUGAAAAUAGUAUUAUGAAACUACAGUAGAUGCAAAUCUCAUGGAGUUAUCCUAAGUUUUUAUAUUCAUAAUUUAUUUAUUUAUUUUUCGCCUCCCUUUUAUAAUAGAUAAACCAGGUAUAUUUUGAAUGGUGGCUACUAGGAAUCAGUUUUGUAUUUUCUCCAAAAUCUCAAUUUUCAUAAUAUGCUAUGUUGGUCAAUCUGCGAUUGAAGGUCUAUAAAAAUAUCAAGUUUCCCCUUGAUUGGGUGAAAGUAUUGAAAAGGAAUAUUCUCAGAAAAAUUAUUAACAUAAAAAAAUGGAUAUAUGUAUAUCUAUUAAGAAAUACAUUGAGAAUUCGUAUUCUGUAUGUAAUGAAAAUAUCAAUUCUUUCUCGGUUUAUUCAACAGAAAACAACUACUUUCCUAGCGUACGGAGCUCCUCAUGUGUAUAAUAAUUUAGAUGACCAUCUGGAGAGAAUGUCAGUAAGUUCAUUUAAGACAAAUCUUGAAAAAAUCCUUCUGCCAAAUAAUUGAUCAUCAAUUUAUGAUAAAAAAUCAAAUAACUCAAUGAAUCUAUUUGUCCUCUAACCGAACAGAUUAACUCAUGAUAAAUAGCUAUAUGUCAUAAUAAAUAUAUGUCUCACAUUUAUCAAGAAUUUUUUUCCGCUAUUAUUAUUUCUUUGUUUUCAAUACAAAUUGUGGUUCUACUAUUAUUGUAUGCUACAUUGUUAUCUAUGUUCAUCACAUUAGUUGCUAGGUUAAAGUGUAGAAAAGUUAGAAAAUGUUCCCAAUAAAUUUUCAAAAUGCCGACCAUUGGCUUCCAAACAUUUCAAAAUUAUGAAAUUAUGUUGUAAUUCUACAAACGUCUUUCUGAUCAUUGGUUGUAGAUAAGGAUACGUUUCCUUGCAUUUUCUGCACGUUCUUGCUAUAAUUCUCUCACAUUUUCCAUGAAGAAUAAACAAUUUCAUCAGAACUUAGUUUGAAUAGUUAUUUUUCUUCAUUUCAAUUCUUUUUGAGUAACUUCCAUUGAGAAACACAAAGGUAUUAUUACUUAUGCACUAAUUGUCAAAUUUUCAUACUGCCAUAUGUACCAUCAUGACAAUGAAUAGCCACCUUAGAUGGAUAUGAGAAAAAAAAUUCGAUGUUUUUAGGAAAUUGCUCGAGAUUCUGGCUAUUUAGGUAUAGGAACAUCUCUCAGUAUAUUUCAUAAUAUUCAAAAAAAUGCACUUUCAACACUUUUUGUAUCUAGCAGUAAGAUCAUGAAUUUUGAACGACCCUGUAUACGCAGAACAAACUUCUCUCUACAGAAUCAAUAUACAUUCUUGAUUGACUAAACACAAAAUUGCAACUUCCUAAGAAUCCAAAUACCGCAGAAAUAAACAUUCAAUUCACCGUUAGAGAUAAGUAUCGGAUAGUAUGAUGCAGAAAUAAUCAGUGUGAUGAUAAGUUCAAAAAUGCGGUAAAAUACAGGGUGUCCCAUUCGAAAUAACAAAGAUGCUGCUACUUUCUGGUAUAAGCGGCAACGCUACAUUGCUGAAAAUAUUUUAGAUCGAAAGAUCAAGAUUAAUUACUUAAGUAACCAAAUUUUCAGAAUGAUCUUAUGUCCUGUUCUCCGUAAACGUCUAAGGUGCCAUCGACCGUGACCCACCCUGUCUCCAUUUUUUGAUGUUAAUAAUUCAUCUGAGAAUAUUCCUUUUCAACGCUAACAGUCAUGUUUAAAUUUUGCCAAAGAUCGCACUACUGAUGGGAACUUUUUUCAUUUCCUUUUGCGUCUUCUUACAAUAAAAGCAGGAAGUAUAACCCUAAAUGACACAAACCCUCAACUUACGAUUUUUAUUACAGUUGAUUCAUAUUUUAUGGACGCCGUUGACU